Messenger RNA from Xiphophorus couchianus (Monterrey platyfish), 2110 nucleotides. RefSeq names its product 2-oxoglutarate receptor 1-like. The record is from RefSeq and is a predicted model, not a curated record. The coding region runs from base 648 to 1637 and encodes 329 amino acids. Gene Ontology annotation, molecular function: G protein-coupled receptor activity. NCBI's taxonomy places the organism in Eukaryota, Metazoa, Chordata, Actinopteri, Cyprinodontiformes, Poeciliidae. Gene Ontology annotation, cellular component: plasma membrane. The transcript is spliced from 2 exons. Gene Ontology annotation, biological process: G protein-coupled receptor signaling pathway.
UGCUAUGGGCAGGCCCCUAUUAUUUUGUGAAAACAAUCCUUUGAAAAUAGUCUGAAAUUUUCAAUAGUCUGAAAUAAAACAGCUGACCUUCAAAAUCUGGGUCAAUAGAAGAAGCACUUUAGUGCCAACAAGUUAAUGGCUGAAGAGUUUUUUUCUUUUUGUUUGUUUUGAGCUGGUUGCAGUUUAACACAAUGAGCCUUUGCUUUUUGCAAAACUUCCCACACUCUCUUGUUAUUUUAAUGACAAAACUUUACAGCGGCGGUCCAUGCCAGGGGCCAAACUCUGCGCAGCCCCGCGUGUCUUCUUGAGAGAAAAAUCAACAAAGACCUCAAUUGAGGCCCUUGUUUCCUGAGCAAACAAAAUGAAAUCUAUCGCACUCAUUUCCUGUUAAUUCGCAUGAAACCGGACCUUGAUCGGUUCUGAGUGUGACACAGGAAUGUUGUGCCGCAGACAGCUAACGGUGAAUCACGCAACGGUGUGUCUGCAAGCUGAAAAAAAGGCUGGAGUUUCCCCCCCUGGGUGUGGAAGACUGGAAGUGUAGUGAGUGGGAGGUGCAGAGAUGAAGAAAUGGCAGUGAAAACAAAGGCGACACAUUUGAGGACCUGGGCUGGAAGCUGAUGAGGACGCAGUAGUUAAAAGGCUUUUUCAUGGCUGGGCUCAAUGACAGCUGCACUGACCUGGAAGUACUCCUGAAACGUUACUACCUAUCUGUUGCUUAUGGCAUCAUCUUUGUUGUGGGCCUCGUGGGGAACAUUACAUCCAUAGGCAUUUACCUGACAAAGCUGCGUCCAUGGAAGAGCAGCAGCAUUAUCAUGGUCAACCUGGCGCUAACGGAUCUCUUCUAUGUCCUCUCCAUGCCUUUUUUGGUCUACUACUACAGCAACGGGGAAUCGUGGAUGCUCGGCGACUUCAUGUGCCGCUUUGUGCGGUUUGCGUUUCAUUUCCACCUGUACGGGAGCAUCCUGUCCUUGUCCUGUGUUGCGGUUUUCCGUUUUUUGGUGGUGAUCCAGCCUCUGAGAGUGGUAGAGGUGCAACAGAAGGUUUGGGGAAUCGUUGCCUGCUUGGUUGUCUGGAUUGUCUCUGCUGCUGAAGUCACACCAAUGCUUACCAUCAUAUCACUGACCCACAAGGACAACAUGACAUUUUGCAUUGACUUUGCUAACAUAGAGUCAGUCGGUAGCAUUCGGGAGUACAACUGGUUGCUCACUGCGUUUGGGUUUGUUCUACCCUCAAUGCUGGUGUUCGUCUGUUACAUCGGCAUUGUGAAACGGCUCACUAGUGGAUCCAGCGCCACCAGCUCCUGCAGGAUGCGAGCACGGCGUGUCAUCGUCCUCAUCCUGGUGGUGUUUGCAAUGUGCUACCUGCCGUACCACAUCUUACGAGUGUUGUGGGUGGAAAUUCGAACAAAUUCAGCAACAAAGUGCACGAAAUAUGUCGUGAAAGCAGCUUAUAUUAUCUCAAGGCCUCUGGCGGGACUCAACACAUUCUUUAACCUGGCUUUGUACACUCUCUCAGGAGACAACUUCAGGAAGGCCUUUGUGGACAUUUUUUGCCGGGAACAAUGGCUCGCCAAGGCAGCGUCCCUGCUCCACCUGAACAUCGUCCACCGGGCUGAGAUUGGCAUGACAAACAACUAAUGACUUUUUUUUUACUGAACGGACACUAGAGAGCAUAAUUUGUCACAUCACAAUUGGACAGUUAGUGUUAUUUGGCAUUUGCCAACAAUUUCAGACAGUAUGUAAAUGUCACCAGAGUUUGCAUCAAUGAGACAAUAGAUGAGCAAAUUACCUGGGUUAAUUUAAGCUUUCUAAUUGUUGCUCUGACUAUAAAUGGACAAGUGUAUGUGUAUGCUUAAUAUGUAGUCAUUUUAUCUUAGUUGAGUAGUAUGUUUACAGUUUUGAACUCUAGCCAAUUUCUGUCACAUUUUGCUGUACCUUGCCAAAUUACUAAUAACCCUUUUGCCUGUUAUAGAUCUUGUCACUUUAAAAAAACUGUAAACAUCAAUGCAGUUUUCUAAGAUCUAAUGUCACAGACCAGCACACUUUGUGAAAUGGAAAGAAAGCUACACACUGUUUUCAAAAAUAACAAAUAAAAGUCUCAAAAAUGUGAA